This is a messenger RNA of Caenorhabditis angaria, 771 nucleotides long. NCBI's taxonomy places the organism in Eukaryota, Metazoa, Nematoda, Chromadorea, Rhabditida, Rhabditidae. The record is from the annotation of a GenBank genome assembly.
AUGUCUUUAGUUCAUCUGCCACCAAAUAUGCGAGGAAGUCCAAAUGAUCAACAGGCGACAGUUCAGAAAUUAUUAGAUGAGAAUUCGCGGCUAAUCGAUAUUGUGACCGAAUUUCAGAAUCAGGGAAGAGCAGAGGAUGCCAUUAAACAUCAACAACUUUUGCAUCGAAAUUUGAUGCAUUUGGCGAAUUUGGCUGAUCCAGUUCUAGCACAACAAAUGAGGGUUUGUUCAAAUUUAUACUUAAUUUAUCGAAGAAAACACAAAUUUAAAAAUUAUGACAAAUUUUGUUGCUGAUCUUCUUUCUCAAACAUCCACAUCAUUUUCAUUUCCAUAGUUACUUGAAUCGCUAUAAAUAACCGACAUUUUUUAAAGGAAGAACACGCGCAAGAGCAACAACAGCAACUUGCUCCACCUCCACAACAAAAUCAUUCAGGUGAGGGUUCUGCUCAGACUUUCAAAAUUCCAUUUUUUGCAGCAAGUCCAAGUCAACAUCCACAAAUGCAACCACCACAUCAAUAUCCGAAUCAAGAAAUGAUGUAUCAACAGCAGCAACAACAACCACAACAAGGAAUGCGUGGACCACCGCAACAAUAUGGCCAAUUUGCCGGCCAACCUGGUCCACAAAUGGGUGGUGCUCGUCCUUAUGGCGGCCCGGGAUAUCAAGGCGGUUAUCCACCACAGGGUGGAUUUGAAGGUGGCCAACAACAGCAACCACAACAAGGCUUUUCUGGACAACAACAACAACAAGGCCAACAACAAUUUAUGCGCUAA